Messenger RNA from Coniosporium apollinis CBS 100218, 2151 nucleotides. RefSeq lists its product as uncharacterized. Lineage: Eukaryota; Fungi; Ascomycota; Dothideomycetes. The coding region runs from base 1 to 2151 and encodes 716 amino acids. The record is from RefSeq and is a predicted model, not a curated record. Gene Ontology annotation, molecular function: metal ion binding; transcription cis-regulatory region binding. The transcript has 4 exons. Gene Ontology annotation, biological process: positive regulation of transcription by RNA polymerase II.
AUGUCGUCCGUCCCGCCACCAGCUGUUGCCUCAAACAAAUCAGUCAGUACAACAGGACAGCAGUCGCCAGCCCAGUCGCAAGUCAGCUCGUCCUCAGCGGGCGACAGCUACGGCCAGCGGCGAAGCGGGGCUUCUGGCAGCUUCGGGGCGGGGGCUUCUUCGCGAGCUUCGUCCACGCCGCGCAACAACCAGGCUUCGAAGAAGCAGCACAAGCAGUCGAAGCGCUUCAGGCUCGCGGAUGAGGAUGCUUUUGCGGAAUCCGCCGCCAUGCAGUCCAUAAACAGCCGUAAAGGGCAGACAUCAAUUACCCACCUGAUGAACUUUGCCCUACCUCCACGCCCUCAGUAUCAUUCUCAGCAUCAGCGAUUUAACAGCUAUGGCCGCAACACACGGAGGCCGCCGACAUGGGGUCUGGGCUCGGGUUACCACGCGAGUGACAAGGCCAGAUACGUUCACGCGAACUAUCGCUUCAUUGUCGAUCCGAGGGCCGACUACCACGCCCAGCGCGCUGAUGCCGACGUGCAUCUGGAUUGGAACAAUGUUCUUCAAAUCCUGGCAUCAUCCCUAUCGCAAGCCGCCGCGUGUCCUAUUUGCUUAGGCACACCGGUGGCUCCAAGGAUGGCCAGGUGCGGCCACAUCUUCUGCCUGCCAUGCCUCAUUCGCUAUAUGCACUCGGACGACGAAGCCAGCCACCUUCACGAAAGACGAGCGAGAUCGAAGAAGUGCCCUAUCUGUUACGAUACUAUUUAUGUUUCGGAAACUCGACCGGUUCGAUGGUACAUCGGGCAAGAAGGCGAGCCUCCUAGAGAAGGGAGUGAUGUAGUCCUCAGGCUAGUCAAGCGCUCAUCCGGCAGUACGAUCGCUCUGCCGCGAGAUAGCGCCGAUGUUCUGGACAACGGAGAAGACGUUCCCUGGUAUUUGGCUGCCGACGUGAUGGACUAUGCAAGAGUUAUGAGAGGCAGCGAGGAGUACAUGGUUGAGCAGUUCGAUGAGGAGAUCCAGGAGCUUGAGAGGCAAGGACAAGAAGACGAGGUCAUGUUCGGGGAAGACAGCGCGGAGUGGACAAGAAAGGCUGUAAAGCUGAUCCGCGAGACCAAAGACAAGGUCAAAGGCAUUGGCAAUCCGCCGACGGCGCCGACGGCGCCGGCUGAGGAGAAGCCAAAGCGAGCUCCAAUCGAGUACUUUGAGGCGAAUGGCGCUGUACCCAACAUGUACACGAUUCAGCACGCUGCGAAGUCUGGUCAAAGCCUCAGCGAGGGCUCGACAACACCUGCAACUCAGGAGCCCUCCACGGUGUCAACAGAACAAACGGCCCCGCCGCCCGAGUACUACUUCUACCAAGCAUUGCUGCAUUACUAUCUCUCGCCUCUCGACAUCCGCAUUCUUAAAGCCGCCUUCGGUAGCUUUUCCGCUUUCCCCUCCAACAUAUUGACAAGAGUCGAGCGCGUAUCAACCGGCCAUAUUGUCGACGACGAUCUACGCAAGCGCACGAAAUACCUCGGCCACCUUCCGUACGGCUGCGAAGUGGGCUUCCUGGAAUGCGACUGGGAAGACACCAUCGCCCCCGAGGUACUGGAGAAAUUCAAGCCCGAGAUCGAGCGGCGCAGGAAGAAGAACGAAGACAAGGAGGCAAGAGAGGAGAAGGCGCGCCUCAAGGCAGAAAAGGACGAGGACGAGAAACGCUGGGCUGCGGCGAGGCGGAAGCGACCGAGUAUCUCCACGACUAGGUUCACCGCCGAGGACUUCCGACCCCUAGUGUCGGCUGAGGUUGCCGACAGCGCUGCAUCGAUAGACGCGGACAGCACUUCAACCUCACCUCCAUGGCCAACACGUCGCGAGGGUUCCUCCUUCGCGUCUCUCGCUUCGCCAUCGACGAGUCCGUCCGCGCCUCGCACGGUCUGGGGGACUGCAAUCGUGCCGGCAUCGUCGCCAAUCAUCCAAGCACAAGAGCCUCGUCCAGUACCAUCUGAUGACGGCUGGCUACAAGGCUGGGAGAAGGAUCUCCUACACGAGGACGAUGAGAUGGUAGCGCAGGCUCAGGCGUUGUCGCUUGCCGGCGAGGGCUCGAAGGCGGGAGCUGCCUCUGGGGGGAAGAAGAAAAAGGGAAAGAAGAUUACCCUGAUGAGCACGGGUGUGAGGAGGGGUGCAUGA